AUGGCGGCCCUCGCAGACGGAGAGCAAGUGUACGCGACACUCCUGUUGACGGAUUCGUACCUCCCAGGCACGCUCGUCCUUGCGCACUCGCUUCGCGAUGCCGGCACGUCACGGAAACUCGUCGCCUUCUUCACCCUCGACAGCGUCUCCGCCGACUCCAUCACGCAGCUCCGCGCCGUCUUCGACCAUGUCGUGCCCGUCCCGCGCAUUCGCAACGAGCAGUCCCCCGCGAACCUCUACCUGAUGAACCGCCCGGACCUCGACUCAGCCUUCACCAAGAUCAACCUCUGGAAGCAGACGCAGUUCUCCAGGAUCGUCUACGUUGACGCCGACGUCGUCGCCUACCGCGCGCCGGACGAGCUGUUUGCCUUGCCGUCGGGCGCCACCUUCGCCGCCGCGCCCGACAUUGGCUGGCCGGACCUCUUCAACACCGGCGUCAUGGUGCUGACGCCCAACAUGGGCGACUACUACGCCCUCCUCGCCAUGGCGGAGCGCGGCAUCUCGUUUGACGGCGCAGACCAGGGCCUGCUGAACAUGUACUUCAAAAACACCGUCCAUCGCCUGUCCUUUACCUACAACGUCACGCCUUCAGCGCAUUAUCAAUAUCUGCCUGCAUAUCGCCAUUUCCAGUCUAGCAUUAAUAUGGUUCAUUUCAUAGGCCCAAAUAAGCCUUGGUUUGAGGGCCGCCAUGCUUUGCACGGCGAUUCGCCAUAUGGUGAAAUGGUCGGUCGGUGGUGGUCAGUCUAUGAUCGCCACUACCGUACACAGCAUGAAUCCGGUAACUCGAUUGGUCAUGGUGGAACGGCGCCACCCCAAAUCCAAAUCACAUACGCUUCUCCGCAACAAGAGCCGCAGCCAUCACCGCACCAACACAGCACAAUGCCGUUGCCUCAGACAGAUACACAGAGACAGACGUAUCAUAAUGGACAAUCAACAGCGGCUCAACCUCCUCAACCGCCAGCGUCGUCGCCUGUGUCUCAAGUCUCUCAUGCCAAUGCCAACGCCCAAGAGGCGGUUAAGAAGAAGGCCCAUUCGCGCGAUCAGAGCUGGGACGCUCAGAGGCAACCCCCUCCCAUAGAUUCGAAGCCAGAGGCCGAGAACUUCCCAAAUACCCAUUACACCAUGUCCCAAGACGUGAAGCCUUUCGUACCCCCCGCAAGGUACCCGAGCCCACCCAAGGACAUGUGGUAUGAGGUUCCCAAACAACGCCCCGCGCCAUCUACGCAGCCUCCCAGAGUGAUAUUCCCCUGGGAGAGCCAACAGCCGCAGGCAUCCCGCGCGUUCCCCGCCAUACCCGACGAGCCCCCGGCCCCCAAGGAUCGUCCAGUCGAGACGCAAGCGCCGCAGGGUACUACCGCCCAAGUCGACUCGGUCCCGACCAAGCCCUCCGCCGCGACCACAUCUGCGCCGUCCACGAGCAUAUGGAGCUCCUUCACCCUGGUCAACGCGUGGGACGACGUGCCCGAGAUCAACCGGUACGUCGAGCGCACCACCCGCCGGCACCGUCGCGGCAAGAGCUCGCCGGCCAGCGUGCCACCGGCAGCCUCCAAGCGCAGCGGUUUCGACGUGCCCGAACCGACGACUCCUCAACAGAAGCAACCCGCCGACACCGGGGCCAGCUUCCGCAGCCUCAGACUCACAGACUUCCCCACAGAGGUCGAGCGCCCAAGCCUUCCCGUCACGCCCGCGCCUGUCCGCCGGCCGUCGUUCUGGGGUGACGACAAGGAGGGUGCCGCCGGGAGCAAGGAUGGUGCAGCCAUGACGGUGCCGACUGCGGAAGGGGUCCCUGCGCAAUAUGAUUGGGACCCGUCGGAGCAAUUGCAAAAGCUCGCUGCCCAGCACUCCGAGGAGCUCCUGCGGCGGCUCUCCGGCGCGGACAGCGAGUCUCUCGGCAUGUUCAACCCAUCCCCGCCACUGCCGGCGUCGUCCUCUCCUCCAGCGACGGUCGCCUCACCCUCGCCGACGAGUAGUCCCCCGGUUCUUAGCCCGACGCCUAUGAAGCCGACCGAGACUACGCCCAGGGCCCUCCAGCAUCUCCCAAGCGGCAGCAUCGGCAGCCAAACCGACUGA
Messenger RNA from Cordyceps fumosorosea ARSEF 2679, 2070 nucleotides. Its product is annotated as glycogenin. Gene Ontology annotation, molecular function: glycosyltransferase activity. The transcript is spliced from 6 exons. NCBI's taxonomy places the organism in Eukaryota, Fungi, Ascomycota, Sordariomycetes, Hypocreales, Cordycipitaceae. Bases 1 to 2070 code for a protein of 689 amino acids. The record is from RefSeq and is a predicted model, not a curated record. Gene Ontology annotation, cellular component: cytoplasm.